Pollicipes pollicipes is the source of this 1515-nucleotide messenger RNA. Its product is annotated as protein Wnt-5b. Bases 1 to 1053 code for a protein of 350 amino acids. Gene Ontology annotation, molecular function: cytokine activity; frizzled binding. The transcript has 8 exons. Gene Ontology annotation, cellular component: extracellular region. The record is from RefSeq and is a predicted model, not a curated record. Gene Ontology annotation, biological process: neuron differentiation; cell fate commitment; multicellular organism development. Lineage: Eukaryota; Metazoa; Arthropoda; Thecostraca; Pollicipedomorpha; Pollicipedidae.
AUGAAGAACCACGGUGUUAAGAAGGUAAACAAUAGAUACACGCAGAACCUCGGGAUGCAAGGUCUGGACGUUUGGAGGAACCCGCAGAUCUACAUGGUGGGGACGUCCCCUCUGUGCGGCCAAAUACGGGGCCUCAGUCCGGGGCAGAGGAAGCUGUGCCAGCUCCGUCAGGACCACAUGCGGAGCGUGGGCCGCGGCGCCCGGGCAGGCAUCGCCGAGUGUCAGCACCAGUUCAGCAGCAGCCGCUGGAACUGCUCCACCGUCGACGACUCGUCCGUCUUCGGACCCGUCCUGCAGAUCCCGUCCCGGGAGGCGGCGUUCGCGCACUCGAUCGCAGCCGCCGGUGUGGUGAUGUCGGUGUCACGCGCCUGUCGGGACGGCCAGCUGGCCUCCUGCGGCUGCUCCCGGUCAGCACGACCGGCUGACCUUGACCCCGACUGGACCUGGGGUGGCUGCGGCGACAACAUCCGAUACGGAUACAGGUUCACCAAGGGUUUCGUCGACAUCCGCGAGCGCGAGCGUCAGCGCGGGGCCGGCUCGCUGCGGCGGGGCCGCGCCCUCAUGAACCUGCACAACAACGAGGCCGGCCGGCGCGCGGUCAUCAACCUGACGAAGGUCAACUGCAAGUGUCACGGCGUAUCGGGCUCCUGCUCCACCGUGACCUGCUGGCAGCGGCUGCCCGCCUUCAGAGAAGUCGGUGACACGCUGAAGGACAAGUACGACGGAGCGACGGAGGUCAAGGUCAGUCGCCGCGGCCGGCUGCGCGUCAAAAACCGCCGGUACAGGAGGCCGACCGCCAACGAUCUGGUUUACAUCCAGGAGAGUCCGGACUACUGCAGGAGGAACGAAGCGCUCGGAUCGUCUGGAACAACUGGUCGCGCGUGUGAGCGAACUUCAAAAGGCACCGACGGCUGCGGACUGCUCUGUUGUGGCCGGGGCUACAACACCCAGCGCAUCACCGUCAAUGAACGCUGCCAGUGCAAGUUCGUCUGGUGCUGCAAGGUUCAGUGCCAAACAUGUGUCCGGCAAAAGACGGUGCACACGUGCAAAUGAACACCUACGAGCCUGUGCACAAUGUGGGUUCAAACCCGACCGCAGUUUAGAUGAAACGUUGCGGUAAAUGUUGGCAUGAAGGAUGUUACCAACUUUUUAAGAUGCACCCACUUGACCCCUGGAUGUGAACAAGUGAGCUGCGCUUGUACCUGGUGACCACAUGACCUGACUGGGAAGCUGGCGCGCAGAUCUGAGCCAGGCGACACAUGGGCAUGGUUGAUACUGGACUUGGACAUGCACUAACGUGCUUUCCGUAUGUUGCGCGUGCAACUUCUGCACACCGACCGAGCCCAUCCCGAUGCCUGUCGUGUUUAUUGGCGUUCGGCUGGCAUGUGUUGUUCAAGAGGCCUGUUGAUUUGUCAUCAGGUCCGAUCCGGUUCACCCGUUGUGUGACGGCUGCUGUUGUGCUGCCGCGUGCCGGCGUGUCGCAAAUACAUCCAUCUUUGAACUCAGAUGGAACGA